GGGAUUUGUGGCUGUAGUGUAGUGCGUGUGGCAGGCUUGGAAGGAGGUCAGGGGAGCCAAUUCAGGGGUGUCGGCAGGUUGGAAGUGGGCAAGAUAGAUGGAUGAUUUGGCAGCCCCCGAUUAUUGUCUCCGAAGGACCUAUCCCCGUGUACUGCAUUGGACAGCACGUAGGCGAGAUUCUGAUGGUCCCCUUUUGGGAAGUGUAUCCGUACCUCCAGAUGUAUGUAUGGAGGUCCGUGCCGAGUAUCUCGGGUCUGUGACCUGUCCGUGUAUGAAGCCAAUCAAAACCGCACGUCCGAACCGAAUCUGGGGUUUCGUGCUGCAACAUGACCUGUACGUAUGGAGGAGUGGAUCGUCUUGAUUUCCGGC
Molecule: messenger RNA, 369 nt
Organism: Thermothielavioides terrestris NRRL 8126
Lineage: Eukaryota; Fungi; Ascomycota; Sordariomycetes; Sordariales; Chaetomiaceae
Exons: 1
Coding region: 102-260 (52 amino acids)
Source: RefSeq, a predicted model, not a curated record